CUUUGGGACCCGCCCUCCAGCACGCUCCUCGGCGCUGCGAGGUCCCGCCCCGCGUGCUGGCCGUGGUAAAAGUGGUAGCAGUGGAGGCGAGCGGAGGAUUUGCCGCGGCGGGUGAGGCGCUGGAGUCUCACUCUGCUGCCUAGGCUGAGUGCAGUGGUGUGAUCAAGGCGCGCUGCAGCCUUGACCUCUUGGGCUCAAGCGAUCCUCUCACCUCAGCCUACCGAGUAGCUGGGACUACAGGCACGCGCCACUACACUCGGGUUUCUGACAGUCAGACUUGUCCACAGGAACUCAACUGGCAAGGCUGCUUUUUUGUGCUAAAACUGGGGAGCUAGUGGGCACCAUGAAGAUCUUCUGCAGUCGGGCCAAUCCGACCACGGGGUCUGUGGAGUGGCUGGAGGAGGAUGAACACUAUGAUUUCCACCAGGAGAUUGCAAGGUCAUCCUAUGCAGAUAUGCUACAUGACAAAGACAGAAAUGUAAAAUACUACCAAGGUAUCCGGGCUGCUGUGAGCAGGGUGAAGGACAGAGGACAGAAGGCCUUGGUUCUCGACAUUGGCACUGGCACGGGACUCUUGUCAAUGAUGGCGGUCACAGCAGGCGCCGACUUCUGCUAUGCCAUCGAGGUUUUCAAGCCUAUGGCUGAUGCUGCUGUGAAGAUUGUGGAGAAAAAUGGCUUUAGUGAUAAGAUUAAGGUUAUCAACAAGCAUUCCACCGAGGUGACUGUAGGUCCAGAGGGUGACAUGCCAUGCCGUGCCAACAUCCUGGUCACAGAGUUGUUUGACACAGAGCUGAUCGGGGAGGGGGCGCUACCCUCCUAUGAGCACGCACACAGGCAUCUCGUGGAGGAAAAUUGUGAGGCCGUGCCCCACAGAGCCACCGUCUAUGCACAGCUGGUGGAGUCCAGGAGGAUGUGGUCGUGGAACAAGCUGUUUCCCAUCCGCGUGCAGACCAGCCUCGGAGAGCAGGUCAUCGUCCCUCCCGUGGACCUGGAGAGCUGCCCUGGCGCACCCUCUGUCUGUGACAUUCAGCUGAACCAGGUGUCACCAGCGGACUUUACAGUCCUCAGCGAUGUGCUGCCCAUGUUCAGCAUAGACUUCAGCAAGCAAGUCAGUAGCUCAGCAGCCUGCCAUAGCAGGCAGUUUGAACCUUGGACAUCUGGCCGAGCUCAGGUGGUUCUCUCAUGGUGGGACAUUGAAAUGGACCCUGAGGGGAAGAUCAAGUGCACCAUGGCCCCCUUCUGGGCACACUCAGACCCAGAGGAGAUGCAGUGGCGGGACCACUGGAUGCAGUGUGUGUACUUCCUGCCACAAGAGGAGCCUGUGGUGCAGGGCUCAGCGCUCUUUCUGGUAGCCCACCACGAUGACUACUGCGUAUGGUACAGCCUGCAGAGGACCAGCCCUGAAAAGAAUGAGAGAGUCCACCAGAUGCGCCCCGUGUGCGACUGCCAGGCUCACCUGCUCUGGAACCGGCCUCGGUUUGGAGAGAUCAAUGACCAGGACAGAACUGAUCGAUAUGUCCAGGCUCUGAGGACUGUGCUGAAGCCAGACAGCGUGUGCCUGUGUGUCAGCGAUGGCAGCCUGCUCUCCGUGCUGGCCCAUCACCUGGGGGUGGAGCAGGUGUUUACAGUGGAGAGCUCAGCAGCUUCUCACAAACUGUUGAGAAAAAUCUUCAAGGCUAACCACUUGGAAGAUAAAAUUAACAUCAUAGAGAAACGGCCGGAAUUAUUAACAAAUGAGGACCUGCAGGGCAGAAAGUGUUCACAGAACAUCUGGUCACGGCACUGGCUCACUGCUGGGGAUGCUGGGCCGCCAGUCCCUGCUCUUGUGGUGCUCGGAGCCUGGGGAGGGAGACGGAGACAAGCCCUGGUCUCUCUCCUCCUGGGUGAGCCGUUCUUCACUACCAGCCUGCUGCCGUGGCACAACCUCUACUUCUGGUACGUGCGGACCGCUGUGGACCAGCACCUGGGGCCAGGCGCUGUGGUGAUGCCCCAGGCAGCCUCGCUGCACGCUGUGGUUGUGGAGUUCAGGGACCUGUGGCGGAUCCGGAGCCCCUGUGGUGACUGCGAAGGCUUCGACGUGCACAUCAUGGAUGACAUGAUUAAGCAUGCCCUGGACUUCAGGGAGAGCAGGGAGGCUGAGCCCCACCCGCUGUGGGAGUACCCAUGCCGCAGCCUCUCCGAGCCCUGGCAGAUCCUGACCUUUGACUUCCAGCAGCCGGUGCCCCUGCAACCCCUGUGUGCCGAGGGCACCGUGGAACUCAGGAGGCCCGGGCGGAGCCACGCAGCGGUGCUAUGGAUGGAGUACCACCUGACUCCAGAGUGCACACUCAGCACUGGCCUCCUGGAGCCUGCAGACCCCGAGGGGGGCUGCUGCUGGAACCCCCACUGCAAGCAGGCUGUCUACUUCUUCAGCCCUGCCCCAGAUCCCAGAGCACCGCUGGGUGGCCCGCGGACUGUCAGCUAUGCGGUGGAGUUUCACCCCGACACAGGCGACAUCGCCAUGGAGUUCAGGCUUGCAGAUACCCCAGACCACCCUUGAACAAUAAAGUGGCCUGAGGGCUGGG
This is a messenger RNA of Pongo pygmaeus (Bornean orangutan), 2564 nucleotides long. RefSeq names its product protein arginine methyltransferase 7 (gene PRMT7). Gene Ontology annotation, molecular function: protein-arginine N-methyltransferase activity; histone methyltransferase activity. NCBI's taxonomy places the organism in Eukaryota, Metazoa, Chordata, Mammalia, Primates, Hominidae. Gene Ontology annotation, biological process: chromatin remodeling; peptidyl-arginine methylation, to asymmetrical-dimethyl arginine. The record is from RefSeq and is a predicted model, not a curated record. Bases 344 to 2539 code for a protein of 731 amino acids. The transcript is spliced from 20 exons.